Messenger RNA from Aplysia californica (California sea hare), 1995 nucleotides. RefSeq lists its product as uncharacterized. The record is from RefSeq and is a predicted model, not a curated record. NCBI's taxonomy places the organism in Eukaryota, Metazoa, Mollusca, Gastropoda, Aplysiida, Aplysiidae.
UGUGGCACCACGUGAGUGGAGACCCUCGGUGUUCGUAGAAGGUCAAAUAAGUUCCUCAUAGAAGGCUCAAGUGGACUUUUAACAAAACGACUCAGGAUUGCCUGAAAGGCGGGAUAGAUGCACCACAUGAGAUUCCCCCUUCUUCGUACAAAAUAGACCAAGCUCGGAAACAUCAGCAGUUGGCCACUGUUCUGCUGUAGAUUAUAAAGAAGACAGAGAGAAAGGACAUAGAGGAGUAGAGGAGGAUAAACAGAGGGGGAAGAGAUGGGGGAAUUAGUUAAUUAGUUGACUGAUUUAUUUUGUUAAGUUGUUUGGUUCGUUGGUUGGUUAGUUAUAAAUAUUCUUGGCCCUCAUCGACACAAUUCUGAAUAUUUGCAGUGCGGGAUGCAUCUACCAUGCCUGUGAGGGCCAACUUAAGCUGAGUGGGAUACAGUGACUCAGCAGAUAGAAAAGGAUACUGGAUUAAAUGUUAAUAGAUUCCACCUUUUGGGAAUGGAACUCACGUACUAUAGCAAAGCGCUUAACCGUUACAUUACAAGCGCCAAGAGACAGAGAGAGGGGGGGAGGAUGCAGAUUAUAGCAUAACCGGAUUUUCAGACGUGCUGAUAUCAGGGUGCGCACUGAAGUGAGAAAAUUAUGGGGAUUUCCUAAACUCACAAAACAGUGACAAUGAACUUGGAUCAUGGCAUCUGCAAUUUCCAGUGAACACAUCUCUAUGUAGAUUAGAUCUGGAUAUAGAUUAUUCUAAUACCGUGCAAGUCUGUGGUGUGCCUCUUGGCCAUUGUAUGGGCUUGUCCCUGAGGGAUGUUUCGUUCCAGAAGACAGAAGACAGCACACCUCUGUGUGUCGAGUGAUUGAUAUAUUUUCCAUCACGACUUGAACCCAAAAACCAAGAAACGACUCGACCCUCUAUUACACCACCAAAAGACUGACUGUUUGGCUCGUACAGCCUUGACUUGCAAGUUGCAACCAACUCUGCAUAGACCUAAUUAUAAUAUUUAACGUUCAACAUUUACGACGACGCCAUUUGAAUCAGGCCAUUUGUCUCCCAUAUAUUAUAAAACUACAGAACUUUAAGCCCUUCAUUUUUUUCUGCUAUCUAUUUCUGCGGCCCACGCUUCUCCAACCAAGAUGGCGGAUUUGUGGAGGAGCUCAAGCGUGGCCAGCAACAAGAAAAUGGGUAGAAAACAAUCUCUAGCAUGUGUGGCGUCCAGAGCAUCAAUGGAUUGGCUAAAUUUCACCAAGUCUCUCGGAAGCAGCACCACAAACAUAGCCCCCCGCCCCCUGCCCCGCAAGUGUAUCCGGUGCAGCCCGCGAUACAUGCCCCGCCCCGGCCCCAGCCAGCAGCUGCACGACUUCGAGAUGACCCACUGGCAGCUGACGUUUGACGCCAUGGGCGGACUCAGACACGCUCAACUGCCCGAGGCCCCGCCCUCUGACGUGCUCAGCGACGUCCCCUACCACUGCUCCGCCUAUGGAAGAACGUUUGAAUGUUCUGUCCCAGAAAAUUCUGCAAGGAGGACAAGGGCCGCUCCCCAAAUACUUGCCCAAGUCGUCUGUGCGUGUCCGAUUGCUGGGACGGUCCAAGCUGGGGCGGGAACUCACGUCUGCGGACAUUUGUCUUUUGAUGUGGAAAUUCGGCCCGGUCCUGUUCACCAUCUCGGAAGGCAAGAACAGCCUAGUAACCACCUUUGAGUUCAUCAGUUCUGCCUAUAGUGCUGUGAACGCCCGCAACCUGCCCCAGGGCAUGACGGUCACGUGGUGUUAUGAUCAGUUCAACAACUUCGGGCACUACAAUCUGCACAAGGACUACGCGGUGUCCAAUGACAAGGUCUGGACCCAGGGCCUGACACGUUUCGCCGGACGCGGCCAAACUGACCCGACCUCAGACCGAACCAACAAGAAAUCUGAACGACGCGCAUCCAAGAAGAAGCUGACAUUUGACUCACCUUAACUUUGACUGACAAACUGACACACACACACACACACACACAC